This is a messenger RNA of Pseudopodoces humilis (Tibetan ground-tit), 690 nucleotides long. The record is from RefSeq and is a predicted model, not a curated record. Lineage: Eukaryota; Metazoa; Chordata; Aves; Passeriformes; Paridae.
CCAUGCCGAAGCGCUCCUGCCCCUUCGGGGACGCGGCCCCCCUCCAGCUGAAGACCCGCGUGGGGCUGCGGGAGCUGAGCCGCGGCGUGCGGGGCGAGGAGUACCGGCGGGAGGUCUUCGAGAGGACCCGGCGGCUGCUCUUCAGGGGUGCCCAGGCGUACAUGGAGGGCGCGGCGGCCGCCGCCCGUCCGGCGGAGCCGGGGCCGGCCGGGAAGGCGCUGGGCGAGGGGCCCCGCUGGAGCGGGCAGCUCCUCAUCGGCCACGACGGGAAACUGCGGCGGCGGCCCGCGGACAGGGUUCCGCCGCUGGGAGCAUCCAGAGCCUGCUCGUCGUGUGUGAGAGCGGCCGAUGUGAAGGACGCGUGUGCGCAGUGUGACCGCUUCGUCUGCCAGAACUGCAGCAGGCUCUGCAGCUGCUGUAACACGGUUACCUGCUCUUUGUGCUCCACUGUUGAUUAUGGUGAUAUGGGAGAGCAAGUUCUCUGCAGCGGUUGUUCAGUAUUUCAAGUCUGAAACUUGAUGAAAUAACCCUUGUGGCUGAAACGUCCAUGAAUUUAAUGAAGUCUUCUCCUUACAGCUGGUCAAUUAAUCCUUUCAGCAUGUGAAUUAGUUUUGGAAUUUCUAUGUUUUAUAUCUUUAUAUUGUACUUUUAAAUAUUUUAGCUAAAUAAACAUUUAUAUUUUAAAGCUUU